Molecule: messenger RNA, 3216 nt
Organism: Osmerus eperlanus (European smelt)
Lineage: Eukaryota; Metazoa; Chordata; Actinopteri; Osmeriformes; Osmeridae
Gene: gpatch1
Product: G patch domain containing 1
Exons: 20
Coding region: 5-2977 (990 amino acids)
Biological process (GO): mRNA processing
Cellular component (GO): nucleus
Molecular function (GO): RNA binding
Source: RefSeq, a predicted model, not a curated record
GUAUAUGACUCAAUGGGCUUCCGUAGUUAGCGUAACAAGUGAAAUAAACAUGGCGUCCGACAGCGACAGCGAUGAGGAUUUUGUGACUUAUGGCAUACCUUUAGAGCCUCUCGAGGAAGACGAGCCCUUGAAAAGGCCAGUUCCAUUGCACGACCAGACGGUGAAGGAUGAGAAGGGUCGCUACCAGAGGUUUCACGGAGCCUUCACCGGAGGCUUCUCCGCGGGCUACUUCAACACUGUCGGCACCAAAGAAGGGUGGACACCUUCGACCUUUCUAUCAUCCAGACAGCAAAAAGCAGAGAAAAAAAAUGCCAGGCCGGAAGAUUUCAUGGACGAUGAGGACCUCGGGGAGCACGGUAUCGCGCCCAGUGAGAUCACGACCACUGAUGAGUUUGCGUCCAGGAGGAGGGAUCAGAUCAGGGACAAGGCCAGGGCCAUCACCUCCAUGUCUGCCCCCAUACCUGGCGACACGCUGCUGGAAGAUCUGGUCACGCCAGCCAAGUCGUCCAUGGGGGUGGAGCUACUGAGGAAGAUGGGCUGGAAGGACGGCCAGGGGGUCGGGCCACGGGUGAAGAGGAAGGCCCUUCGGCAGAAGGAGGAACCAGCUAGAAAAGGCUAUGGAUGUGUUUUGCCACCAAACGGCUCGGAAGAAUCUGAGGAGGACGAUGGCGAGUUUGCCCCAGUGGAUGUGACCUUUGCCCCCAAGGACGUAGUUCCGAUUGACUUCACCCCAAAGGUGGAUGUGAAAGGGCUGGGCUACCAAGGUCUGAACCCCCAGCAGGCCCUGAUGGGUGGCGGAGGGUCGGGCAACAUCAACCUGUUCACCAUGGACUCAGACAGAGCCAGCAGCCUGUUCGGCGACAACCAGAAGGGGCCCAAACGCAGGGGCGGAGUGGCUGGACAGGCGUUUGGAGUGGGAGCCAUGGAGGAUGACGAUGAUGACAUCUACCACCGCGACACCAUGUCCAACUAUGACAAGGUGCUGGGAGGGGAGGAGCCAGGGGACGGCCUGUAUGGCUGGACCGCCCCCCAACAGUACAAGAAAAAGAAGGACUACAGCAUAGAUGCCUCUUACAUUGGUAAAAUUCUGGAAGGAUUCACCCUCUCCUCAGAGGCUGAAAAGGAAAGAAAAAUCUUCCCCCCUCCCAUCCUGCCCAGGGACUACCGGCCUGUGCACUACUUCCGGCCGGUGGUGGAUAUGUCCAGCGUCAGCCCCAUCGUGGCCCAGGCCUUGAAGACCUCCAGGGGCCACAUGGCCCAGGAGCAGAGCCAGCCGAUAGGCCGGCACCAGCUAGACUCAGCUCACCGGAGGGAUAUGCUGGGGGAGUCAGCACUGCAAGGACCCAGCUCUGUGUUCGACCUUCUAAAAUCUGAGGACAGAGAGAAACUUGCCUCUCUACGCAACACCACCGCCACCACACCCUCCAGCGGACCAGGACCUGCCAGCUCCGUCCCCUCGGCGGGGUCACACUCCGCCAUGGUGUCUGCCGGCGUGGCGGCCGCAGCGGCCAGGGCCUCGGCCCAGAAGGCCAUGGCCAGGAGGUUCCAGCCCCCUGGGGAGCAGGAGCACCAGGCGGUGACUGCAGCCUGGAGCGGCCCCACCGCCCAGGCCCAGGCCGGACAGGCCUUCAAGCCCUUCGAGAAGAACCCCAGCAAGCAGGCGCGCUACGAGCUCUACAUCAACCAGAUCAAACAGGGAGACAAAGAUGCUCUUGAACAGAGUCUGGACCCGGCCAUGACGGAGUGGGAGAGGGGCCGGGAGAGGGAUGAGUUUGUCCGCGCUGCCCUCCUCUACAAGCCCAGCAGCUCCUCCCUGUCCUCUCGCUUCACCCGGGGGAAAACUGAGGAGAUCGGGGACAAGGUGGAGGUGACCCGUGACCAAGAGAACGACGUGGAUGACAAGCAGGCAGCCGUGAAGAUGAAGAUGUUUGGCAAGCUCACCAGGGACACGUUUGAGUGGCACCCUGACACACUACUCUGCAAGAGGUUCAACAUCCCUGACCCGUACCCUGGAUCUGGAAUUGUGGGGAUGCCCAAAGUGAAGAGGGAUAAGUUCUCAGUCUUCAACUUCCUGACGGUGUUGGACAGUCCCACGGCCGCCACGGUGCCUCCUCCACCAGCCUCUUCCAAGCCCUCGGAGCCUGGGAAGAGGUCCAGAUGGGACCAGUCUGUCAAGGCGGAGGAAGAGAAGGAUCCUCUCAGCCAGUUCCUCAGCGCGGCUCGUAGCGAGGCCUCCGGGGCCUCCGGGGCCCAGGACGAUCCAGCCACCUCAGCCUCAACACCAGACCCUGCCACCAAGGAACAGCAGGAAGCUGGGAAGGAGGAGGAGGAGGAGGAGGAAGAGAGCAGGCCAUCCAUGGACCUGUUCAAAGCCAUCUUCGUCAGUUCUUCAGGCGAGAAGUCAUCCUCGUCUGAGGAGGAGGGGGAAGAGGAGGAGGGGGAAGAGGAGGAGGGAGAGGGCGGAGGAGGCACGGCUGACUCUGUUCUGGCCAGCCUGUUCAACAUCAACCACAAACCUGCCGCUGCCUCAUCCCGGACGCAGGUCAAGCCCGACCGCACAGAGCUGACCUCCACCAAGGCGCAGACCGCCCCUGCUGGCUCCGCCCCUGAUGCCUCUGCCCCUCCCCCUCCGUCACAGGAAGAGGAGGAGUUUGGCCCCCGACUCCCACCCCCUUCAUCCAUAAAAACUGAAGGUAGCCGGCCAUCCUUGAGUCCCUCUGCGAAGCUGGUGAAACACAAGAAGAAGUGCAAGGAGAAACACAAGGCCAAGAAGGUGCACAAACACAAGAAGGAGAAAAAGCAGAAGAAGAAACAGAAGAAGCAAAAACACAAAGGGAAGAAGAAGAGUAAGAAGGAGGUGAUCGUCAUCAGCUCCUCUGACGGGAGCGAAACGGACAGCGAGGAAGACGGAGACUCUGGGGGACCGUCUACAGAAGAGCUGCUCAAAAGGUUGAAAAACAUUAGUGGGCAAAAGUGAACCUGAAUCUCUGGAGGGACAAUCUGUCCUCUGUGAGGACUACUGAUGUUUGUACUUUGAGUCCUUUAUUGUUCAGUAUUAUUGUUCAGUAUUGUUCAAUGCAUAAGGACAUACAUUUGCCAUGCGAUGAAUGUAAUGAGAAUGAUGAACAUGAGAAAAAAAUAUUUUAUGACUGAUAUUUUUUUGUCAAGCAUUCUUGUCGUCCCCUUAAUAAUAAAUAAUAGCUGAUUUUGUCAUUA